AGAGAUUUCAUUUUAAACAUGUCGUAUACUGAAAGUUACAUAAAAAAGAAAUUAAUCGAAGGAUUAAACGCUUCACACGUGGUAUGUAUUUUGUAGCUAGACGUUAUUUCUGAAAUGUAUUUAUCAAUCAAGAGCAUGUUUGCGAUACACGCAAUGCAAGAAAACACGCAGUUCGUGUUAAUCUCGUUAUUUGCUCUCCUUUUGAGAUGGUGUGUUACAUAUCAUCCCUACAGUGGCGAAGGAAAGCCUCCAAUGUUUGGAGACUACGAAGCUCAACGGCACUGGCAAGAAAUAACGUUAAAUGUUCCGAUUGAAAAAUGGUACAUAAAUACAACAGACAACGAUUUACAAUAUUGGGGAUUAGACUAUCCACCAUUAUCAGCUUAUCAUAGUUUUGCACUUGGCUAUAUUGCCAAUAAAAUUAACUCUUCUUACAUAAAGUUACAUGAAUCCAAAGGCUUCUCGUCCGAAAGUCAUAAAUAUUUCAUGAGAUUUAGUGUUUUCUGUAUAGAUAUUUUGAUUUAUAUACCAUCAGUAAUAUAUUUUAUAUCAACUAGUCAAGUAUCUGAGAAUUUUAAAACAGAAGAGCUAUCUGCAUUUGGUGGUCUGAAAAGAAAACAUAUUGAUUUUUUGACAAUAUUGAUCUACCCAGGUUUGAUAUUAAUAGACCAUGGACAUUUUCAAUAUAAUUCCUUUUCAUUAGGGCUGUUUGUUAGUGCUGUUACAGCUAUGUGCCAAAAUUCAUUUAUUACUGGAUCGAUCUUAUUUGUUGCAGCAUUAAACUAUAAGCAAAUGGAACUGUAUCAUGCAUUGCCAAUUUUCUUUUACAUAUUUGGAAAGUACUCACCUAUGAAAGAAAAGUUUUGGUCAUCUAAUCUAUUAAUGCUUUUCUAUGUAUCAGUUAUAGUAAUUUCUACAUUUUUUAUCAUAUGGUUACCUUUCAUUAAAAGUUGGGAAACAUUUCUAAGUGUUGUUCUUAGAUUAUUUCCAGUCUCUAGAGGUGUAUUUGAAGAUAAAGUGGCUAAUAUUUGGUGUGCAAUCAAUGUGAUUUACAAAUUACGUAAUGCUUUUGUAAAUGAGAGAUUAAUUCAGAUUUGUUUAGUGACAACUACAAUUGCAGUUUUACCAAGUUGUAUAAAUCUAUAUCUGAAUCCACAAAAGGAGAAGUUCAUUAUUUCUCUUAUUAAUUGUGCAUUAGCAUUUUUUCUGUUUUCAUUUCAAGUUCAUGAAAAAUCAAUUUUGCUUGUUGCAAUUUCAGUUUUAUUAUAUUUUCAAAGUGAUCCAUUUCCUUGUUUUUGGUUUUUAAUAAUUUCACACUUCAGUAUGCUACCUUUAUAUAUAAAAGAUGAUUUAUACAUGGUAUAUUGGGCCACGUUAAUUUUUUAUUUCUUUUUUGUUUUAUGGACAUAUUCUGAUGUGUUUAAUCACACUAAAUUAGUGAAUAAUGUUAACUCUAAAAAGAAUGCACUUAUAAUUAAUCAAAGACAAAUUAAAGCAAAGCUAAAAAAUAGCAAAAAUAAAUCACUUUUUAUAAAAUUGAAAAGAGAUCUAAUACAUUAUAAGAAUAAUAUUGUUUCAUUAACUUUUGAUUCAUUUUUCUGUAAAAUAGUUCUAUUUUAUUGUUCAAUUCUAGGAAUAAUAAUAUUUUCCUUUAUUAGUGGUUUUAUGAAACCUCCAAAAAGAUAUCCAGAUCUUUUUGCAUUAUUAAUUUCCAUCUAUUCCUGUGGACAUUUUGUAGCUUUCUAUUUAUAUUUUAAUUAUAAACAAUUUGUACAUAAAAAGGAUAUAAAAUUGAAAUAAACCA
Frieseomelitta varia is the source of this 1804-nucleotide messenger RNA. Its product is annotated as dolichyl pyrophosphate Man9GlcNAc2 alpha-1,3-glucosyltransferase. The coding region runs from base 115 to 1800 and encodes 561 amino acids. The record is from RefSeq and is a predicted model, not a curated record. The transcript is spliced from 2 exons. Lineage: Eukaryota; Metazoa; Arthropoda; Insecta; Hymenoptera; Apidae. Gene Ontology annotation, molecular function: dolichyl pyrophosphate Man9GlcNAc2 alpha-1,3-glucosyltransferase activity. Gene Ontology annotation, biological process: protein N-linked glycosylation. Gene Ontology annotation, cellular component: endoplasmic reticulum membrane.